GGAGAGUGUGGCCAGUGCAUUUGGUACGAUGAGUGCGGCAUGAGCGAAAGAGGGAGCCUCAACUGCGCAUACAAUGGGACGGCAAAAUCCCUCACUGCAGAGGGAAUCAAGAUCCUUAACCAGACUUGUCCAGAACUUGUUAGAGAAUACAUAACUGAGGACGGGCAGCUAGACACGUGUUGCAACGACCGACAGGCACUAGCUCUCUCUCAGUCCCUUGGGAUGAUGAAGAUGUUCCUGGUACGGUGUCCUGCCUGCAUCAGAAACAUCCGCAUCCCCUUUUGCUACAUGACAUGUUCGCCACAUCAGUCGGAGUUCCUGGAGCCUGUGUCGUAUGUGCCUGCGACACACAGGGACAAGAAGGGACAACACAUGGUAGUAGAUAUGAAGUUCUACAUGUCAAAGGACUUCGUGGACAAAGUAUAUUCAUCAUGUCGUGAUGUUGUUUCCCCGUCCACAAAUGACCGAGUAAUGGGGCUAUUCUGUGGAGACUGGGGCGCCCCACGGUGUACAGGAGAGAGGCUGUUCAACUACUUGGGCAAUAAGGAAGUCAAUGUUUACACUCCCAUCAACAUCCAGUACCACUAUGUCAAAAGCACAGAGGAAGCGCCCGGGAACAUCAUCCCUCUCAAUGAAACAGCUCAGCCAUGUAAUACAGAUUUCGAGGGGAGCUUAGCAUGCUCGUGUGCUGAUUGCCAGAGCUCGUGCCCUAUCAUCCCAGACACAUGGGACGCCCCUGGAGAGCCUUGGAUCAUGUUUGGGUACGAUGGCCUUGCGGUGGCCAUGGCCCUCACAGCGGUGCUCUUUUCUGUCUCGUUCCUCGUGGUCUUUGCUUACUGCCACAAGCGCAAUAAGAGAUAUACAGCGGUGAUGGUGGAGCGUAGUAUGCGUCACCCUGAAGAGAUCAGAUCAGCAGUUGGCCGCCGUCUUGCACAUUUGUCAGAUCCUCAGGCUCAGUUUGCGGGUGAAGAUGAGAAUUCACUUCUUCAUGGACGGCCGACUGCAGACAUGCCAGAGGUCGUGAUGCAUGAUGAGCUCUCUUUCUCGGAACGGCUGACAAACUGGACACAGACAGCCGUCGAUCAAUUCUUCACAAAAUGGGGAACAUUGUGUGCAGGCCACCCAUGGAAAGUCAUGUGCAUCGGCUUGUGUGUGGCUGCGUCCCUCUGCGUUGGAAUCCUGUUCCUGCAGAUCACUACAGACCCUGUAGAUCUCUGGGCGUCACCCAACUCUCGCUCCAGGCUAGAGAAGAACUAUUAUGAUCAGAAUUUUGAGCCAUUCUACCGCACCGCCCAGAUCUUCAUCCGUCCAGUGGGGAUUGAGAGCUAUGAGGUAAACAACGAGACAUAUGGCCCAGUGUACAACAUGAGUUUCUUGAAGGAGGUGUUGCAACUUCAGAACUAUAUUGCAAAUGAGCUGCAAGCAGAGGUAGAUGGGGAAACGGUGACCCUGUAUGACAUCUGCAACAAGCCCAUGGCCCCAGAUAACCUCAACUGCAACAUCCAGUCGAUAUUGAAUUUCUGGCAGAAUGAUGAGACUGUAUUGAAUUCUUCGGAUAUUCACCAUGCAAAAUCAUGUAUUGGAAAUGCCUACCAGGAACACUGUAUGGGAUCCUAUGGAGGUCCUGUCCUACCCCAUGUAGCUCUCGGGGGUUUCUUAGCAAAGAACCAAACGCUCUCGGAAAAUCCCAACUACAUGCUGGCAGACACGCUUGUCAUCACCCUGCCCAUCAACAACUUCUUCAACACGUCCAUGCUGAAACCGGCUCUGGCUUGGGAAAAAGUGUUUAAUGAAUUCAUGCUCAACUACUCACACCCCAUGAUGGACAUUGCCUUCCGUUCGGAGCGCUCCAUUGAGGACGAGCUGGUUCGAAUGAGCAAGUCUGACCUGCCAACAGUCAUCAUCUCAUAUAUCAUCAUGUUCCUUUACAUUGCUUUGGCUUUGGGACACACCAACCACUGCAGUCGUCUCUUGAUUUCAACAAAAGUGACUCUGGGUCUCGGAGGAGUGCUGAUUGUCUUAGUUUCGGUGUUCUCAGCAGUUGGAUUUUAUGGAUACGUUGGAGUCCCGUGCACUAUGCUUAUCAUUGAGGUGAUCCCCUUCCUUGUGCUGGCUGUAGGAGUUGACAACAUCUUCAUCCUUGUGGAGGCGUAUGCCAGCCUUGACCGCACAGAAGAGGACACCAGAUCGCAGCUGAUUGGCCGUGCCGUGGGUUCUGUUGGUCCGUCCAUGCUCCUAUCAUCCAUCUCCCAGUCUUGCUGCUUCUUCUUAGGGGCUCUCUCUGAUAUGCCGGCUGUCCAGGCAUUUGCCAUGUACGCAGGGAUGAGCCUUCUGAUCAACUUUGUCCUGCAGAUGACCCUCUUUGUGGCUCUUUUCUCACUGGAUGUUGCCCGGGAGGAGGAUAGCCGUUUUGAUGUCUGCUGCUGCAUACGAAGAAGCAAAGUUGAAAUGGAUUCCGACACCAGAUUUUUACACAAGGUUUUCGAGACAACAUAUGCACCCUUCCUCAUGCGGCCCUGGGUUCGCGCAGUGGUGAUUGUGGUGUUCAUGUUUUGGCUGUGUUCCUCAGUGGCCAUGGUUCCUCACAUAGAAAUUGGAUUAGAGGAGGAGCUAUCUAUGCCAGACGAUUCAUAUGUUUUGAAGUAUUUUGAGUACCUGGAAAAGUAUGGAUGUGUAGGGGCCCCAGUCUAUUUUGUACUAAAACAUGGGUACAACUUCAGUGAUUAUGACAUGCAGAAUAAGAUAUGUUCGCAUCUGGGCUGUAAUAAAGAUUCGCUCUUAAUUCAGCUGAAAUUAGCUUCACAAAUUCCAAAUCGAACCUUCAUUGCCGUGCCAUCUUCUGCCUGGAUCGACGACUACUUUGAGUGGUCUCUGGAAGGGAAGUACUGCUGCCAGCUUUACGAUAAUGGCACCUUCUGCAGACGAGAGGCAGAGGAUGACUCCUAUAUCUUUGAAGAAGACAUAGACUAUAUAGAGAAACCAGAUAUUAUUGAUAAUACUGACAGUGGAGGUGAAGGAGUCAAAAACAGCACUAGUGAAGAUAACCCAGUGACUAAAAAACCCAGCAUAGACUACGGUGGACCAGAUUUUGACGUUGUGUACAAUGAUGACACCAACUACGACUACAAUUACGGAGACUUGGAUAUUGACUACUACUCUGGCGGAGACAAACCUGUUAAGAAGAAGGAGGAGAAGAAGGAACAGGGCAACAAAAAACCUGAGGAGAAGUAUGAAGAAGAUAUCUAUGACUACUCAUACACAUAUGGUGACCCAGACUUUGACUACGACGGCCUUAAGACCAAUAAGCAGGCUAAGCGCAAGCCACAGGAGCUGAAGGAGGCCCCAGUGACCAAGGUUCCUACAGGCGAGAGGCACCUGGACAACGGCUGGCCUGACUACAACCUGGAGACAACUUCGUCAAGUGAGAGGAAGGCAUCUGCAGCACGGACCUACCUGAGGAGACGUCGUAGUGUUAGGAAGGACUGCCACACAUGCCCCAUUACUCCUAUGCCCAACAACCCCUUCCGCCCUGACCCUGAGGUGUUUGGACAGUACCUGCCCAUGUUCCUGAAGGACAACCCUGAUCUCCAUUGCCCCAAGGCCGGUCAUGCAGCCUACGGCCAGAGUGUCAAAGUUCAUUACGAUGACUCAGGCAACCCAGUCACUGGAGCCAAUGUCUUCAUGACAUACCACACAGUCAUGCGCACGAGCCACCACUUUUAUGAAGCUCUUCGUGCAGCCAGGGCCAUCGCAGACAACAUUACUAGAACACUUAACCUGGUGGAGAAAGACGGAGUCUUGGUGCCAAGCGGAGAGACUAAAUAUGAAGUCUUCCCUUAUAGUGUGUUCUACGUAUUCUAUGAACAAUACCUCACCAUCUGGGAAGACACAGUGCGCAUGCUGGGCAUCUCCGUCAUUGCCAUCUUCUUCAUCACGCUCUUCAUGAUGGGCUUCGAUGUGUCGUCCUCCCUCAUCAUCAUGGUGAUGGUGGUGCUUAUCCUAACCAACAUGGGAGGCCUCAUGUACAUGUGGGGCAUCUCACUCAAUGCCAUCUCACUUGUCAACCUCAUUGUGGCCAUUGGCAUCUCUGUUGAGUUCUGCUCCCACACCACACGUGCCUUUGCCGUCAGUGAGGCCGAUACAAGAAUUGUGCGAGCCCAGGCCGCUCUGGUGCGUAUGGGGCCCUCCAUGCUGUCCGGUAUCACAUUGAGUGAUAUGGGCGUUGUUGUCCUGGCUUUCGCUAACUCAAAGAUUUUCCAGGUGUUUUACUUCAGAAUGUAUUUUGGAAUGGUGGUGAUUGGGGCACUUCAUGGCCUCAUCUUGUUACCCGUUCUUCUUAGUUUUGUUGGUCCUUCCCGAAAGGUCGUAAGAAGCAACAUGCCAGACCGCACAGCCAACCCCAGUGGAUCAGUCCAGAUGGAGGACAUGAUUGGGGAUGACCAGGAGAAGCAGUGCCUCACGUCCAAGCACACAGCCAGCAUCAACAAUAUCCCCAAGAGCAGCAUGAGCUCCAACAGCCUCAGUGGGGAUGCACCCUCCAGUAACAACAGCAACACAUGUAAGAAGAACGGCUUCAAGCACUCCCCAAAGAAGGGCAGCCACAUGUCACUGAAUCAUAACAGCGAUGACAUCGAAGACCGGAAUGCCAGAAACACCCCUUCACGACACUCCAGUGGCACACCCCUCCGGAACUCUGACUCCAUCUCUCGCUACUCUGACACACUCUCACGCCACUCCGACACGUUGACCCGGCACUCAACCUCCACUCCCUCCCACAAGACAGAGGCCAUCCCCUCCUGCCACUCAGACCCCCCUUCAUGCCACUCUGACACCCUCCCACGGCGCUCCAAAACGUCCUCACGGCACUCGCUUGCCAAGACGCCCGAGGAGCUAGAGAAGCUAGAUCAAUGAUGCUACGGAGGGUGUUAACUGGCUGUUUGUAAGUGUGGGUCUUGGUUGAAGAGUUAUUUUUUGAGAAUGACUCGAAGGGUGUACAGUUAGAUGUGGACUUUUUUCUCAUUAUCUCUCUAUUUUUUUUUUUUUUUUUUUUUUUUUUUUUAUAUAUCAUAUCAUAAAAGUGCUUCCUUGUAUAUUAUGCUAAAUGGUGAGCUUUAGGAAACAUUUGUGUUUUUUUUUCACUCUCUCACUUGCUAUUUGUUUUUUAUAUAAAUUUAUAUACAUUGUCACACAUUUAUAAUUGCACAUGUAAGUCAGUUUGUGUGUGCAUGUUGGUGUGUUUGUACAUAUGGAUAUUUGUAUUCAUGUAUGUAUGUGAGUAUGUGUUUGUGCAAACAUAUACAUAAAGAAAUGUAUGUAUGUACUAUUAUGUGUGAGGAUAUACAUAUACAAAGAAAACAUGCAUGUUUCCGGGCUCUAUAGAAAAAAGAAUAUACACAGAAGAUCGAAGUUGAGACUACGCAUUUUCAAACAUGUUGGGAUAAUUUGACAACCGUAGGAUAGGUGUGCAUCAAAGUUCACUUCCUAUGUGACUGUGGAAAAUAGUCCUUAUAUCAUUCCAUGAUAAGGCUUGAGAAAUAGCUGGAUGCCAGACACUAGAAACAUUGAUUGCAGGACAUUCCAGUCACUUGGCACUCAAAGUUACUUACUGAGAAAAAGUUGGUAAUGAAAAGCUUAAUUGUGGUCUAGAUUACUUUGUGUAGGAGGAUAUGUUUUGCUCAAGAUAAACUAGAUAAGGCCUUUUUUUUUCUUUCUGUUUUUUAAAAAAAAUCUGGAUAAUUGAAAAUUAUGUCCUGUGUUCCUAAGUUAAAAUGUUUUCGAGUGAGUAGAUUUAAAAAGAUGUAUAUUUUGGCUUUAAGUAGCUAUCUUGACCUACUCGCACUCAGUUUAAGCCAUGACAGAAGAUUUGAGGCCAGCGGUGAGAGGUAUUGAAACAUUGAGAGAGUAGGAUUUGUCUUUAAAAAUUUAAGAAUAAAAACACAAGGGAAAAUAAACUACAAAAAAAUGUAUAUGUAUAUAUUUAAAAGCAGGGGUCACUCAUGAUUGUCUUAUGUUAGUGUUAAUAAUGUAAUGCUGUGAUAUGUAAUUGCAGUUAGUCAGUUGGGAGGUAUGUAUUGCCAUACAUAGUUCCUGCAUUUUUCUUUUUAACGAAAUGUCCAGCAAGGACGUGAGAUUCAGAAAGAAAUAUUUGAUAAUUUUUCUUUUCUGUAACCCAGUGAGGAGGCUCCCAAAGAGCACUAUUUUUUAUGUAUUCUUUCUCCCCCAAAGACUGUAAUAUUUAAUGUAUGCAUCGGUUUAUGUGCUUGUCCAAUCAUCUUGUUUAUGUAUAUGUGUAGCUCAUGUUGAGCUUUCAUAGCCUGUAAUAGGGAAGGAAAGGCAAAACUGCAGACAGAAUGCACCAAUAUAUUGUACAAAUUGGUGUAGAAUGCUGAUUUUGUCUUUUUCAUAAGGUUAUACAAAGAAACCUAAUGAAAAUGGAAAUAACAAUUAAGUUUUGAUAUGACUAGAGAUAAUUUUUGUAGUUGUUAUUUGUUUCUUUGUUAUUGAUAGUUCUUCCUUUCCAUUUGCAUUUCAUUUCAUUCAUUUAUGUAGCGCUGGAAAUUGAAUGCCAAGUCUGACUCCACUUUAAUGACUCAGAUUUAGCAUGCAAUAAGGGUCUUAUAUAAUUUUUUUUAUGCUGAAAUAAAUUGCAAAGGACAAACAAAAAUGUGUUUCAGUAUUGGCAGUUGAAAUUUAAUUCAUAAACAUUCUUCUGUUGUACAUAUUGUUAAUUUUGGCACUGCUUGUGCCAUAACUAUUUUGCAAAAGAAUGAAUUUGAUAUCAGUUUCUUUUUUCUAAAUGUAAAAGCUGUAAUUGAGUCUUGCACGAUUACGUUCCAACAUCACUACUCGAUGUAGAUAGAGCACCUGGUUCAAGAGGCGCCUGCUGUAGUUGAGCUGGACCACUUGACCCACACCAGGAUAGGUGUUGCUGGACAACACAAGAACCCUGUUUUUUUGUAGCACACUUAACAGGUCCCUCUUGGAGUUGGUAAGCAACUUUGAAGGCGGGUCACGUUAAUCAUCAUUCACAGCCACUGCUUUCAAAGACCCAUUGUGUGUAUAAAUCAUUGUUUCAGAGCAUCAUCUGCCAUCCUCAUACCACUUUCGUGCCCGGGUGGCAAGACCUCUGCUUGCCCUGAUUGGAACUCUCUCCUACUCCCAACGGAGGUCUUCCCACUCCCUUGAAGAACACAUCUGAAGCACUUCUUGGUAGACAUAUCGCCUGGUCCAAGAACACUGAGAAUCUUUUUGUCAUUUUGUGUUCAUACGUGUGUGCAUGCAUGUGUAUGUGCUUAGAGAGAGAGUGAGUGUGUGCGUGCGCGCGUGCGUGUGUCUGUGUCUGUGUGUGUUUUUGUGUGUGUAUGUCUGUCUUUGUGCACAAGAGUACAAUCAUUUGCAUUCAUACAUGUAUGCAUUUGCAUCUCUCUCUCUCACACACACACACACACACACACACACACACACACACACACACACACACACACACACACACACACACACACACACACACACACACACACACAUAUAUACACUGUGUACACAUAUAUAAUUUUUCCUUAAGAAGUUUUCAGAUGUGUUGAUACUCUCAACAGUGCCUCAAAGAUGAAAUAUAUUUAUAGCAAAUGAGUCCUCUGUUAGGCUCAUUGUACCCAUUUAGAUUACAAUUUCUCUGCUUAAUACAGUCCAUGCAAUUUACGCAGUGUAGUUAUCGUGUAAAUGUAGUGUGGUAUGCGACCAAGAUAACGUGUUGGGUAGAGCAAAGAGCACUAGACUUGUGACUGCCUCGUCUGUAACAGAGUAAUGAUCCUGCGUUGGUAAUUCUAAUGGGCUAUAGGAUAUCUAAUGGAAAGCUCUGUGUUAAAAAAAAAAAAAAAAAAUGAUAAUAAUAAGAGCCAUUUUGUUGUCCAGGCAAUGUUAUUUUAUCAAUAUCAAAGAAAAGAAUUUAAUUUCUCCCAAUUGACUACAUUCAUACAAGCAUGUAGACAAUAUUAAAACCUUUUUCUAUGUAUGAUUAAGUCUAUUAAUUUGUGAAUUGAAUGAACACUGACCUGUAGGAUUUUCACUCAGAAGUUGCAGACAGACGUUAUUUUUCUAGAAUGUUUCACGACAAAUUGAAAUAAUUACUUGCUGCUUAUACUAGUGGAUCUGUGGCAUAGAAAAAGUUUUGAUGUCUCGCACGAGAACCUGUCAAGAUAAUAAAGAUACAAAAAGAUUUAAUAUUUCUUUUGACUGGACUGAGAUACUCAGUUUGUGCUUAGAAAGCAUUGGAUGAUAAAGAUAUUAUAUGAAGUGAAUCGGAACAAGAAUGUUAUGUUCUUGCAAGUAUAAUGUUUGUGUGUUUUGGAUAAGUGGUAUUGGCUUUUCUGUAAGAAUAAGAAUAGAGAAAGGAUAAAUGAAAUUUAAUAUGUUAUGUAAUUGGCUUGUUUUCUACAAAAGCCAUAGGAAUAUGUAGGUCUAGCAGCAAAGAUCGAUUAAGUUUUAACGUGAAGGUUAACUGUAUGGAAGAUGGUGUUAAGAUAUAGUAAUGUCAGUGUUAGCCAUAAUUUUGUUUCUGAACUAGAGCUGGGAUUUGAUCCAACCAAUGAGAUGCAUUCACUACACGUGUUAAGUAGUGGUGUUUAGGUUUGAUGUCAGAGGUGGAUAUGUGAAUAACAGAUACGCAGUAGUCCAAACAUAAGUACCCGUAUCUGUCUGUCUGUUUGACGUAAGAUGUAUGUCGUUCAGAGAGUCCUUUUUGUACGUUGUUUUAGCUGAAAGCUUUACAUUGGAAUUCACUCAGUGGUGAAAAAGAUAUAAAGAAUUGUCAGGCUAUUGAUGUAAUCUGGCAUAGUCCUGGAAAUACAGUUCCAGGGCAUUUUUAAUACAUUAAACAGUCCAGGUAGAUUUGCUGUUACUUAAUUCAUGUGAAAUGAAAAAAAAAAGAAAAAAAGGCAAAAGAAAAUGCUGUUCCGUAAUUAGUCCUAAUAUUAAGAGAUAAGUUUUGAUGCUGUAUUUUUGAUACAUAGUGGUGGCCAUUAAACAUGCUAUUGAAAUUCUUUUUUUCUGUUUUAAUUUUUUUUUUUUCUGUUCUUAGAUUAAUAUUGUAAGACUUAGAGCAUUUCAUUAUAUAAUCAUUACAUCACAUCACUUCACAGUGAAUGGUAAACAAACGCUUAUUAAAGGUCCCUAGCAUAUGAAGGUCUCCCCCUCUCAUACAGACCAAAUCAUGAUUAAAAUUGUAUUAUUAUUUAAAGGAAGAAAAAAUAAUUUCACUCAUCCCUUGAAAUGUUGAUAAGGAUAUGUAAUGAGAAGAGUAGAAAUAAAGUUUCUCUCGUGUUUUGAAUGUUGUCUCAAGAAAGGAACUCACCUGUGACAAGACUGAUAAACUUCUUAAAACAUGCAAUAGCUUAUUCCUAUUGUCGCAUUUUAAGGCAGAUGUAUUGUGAAUAUUUAUGCUUUUACAUGUGUUGGGAAACAAUUUGAAAUGAUGGGAAGAGAAGGGGAAAGCUGUAAGUGAUAUAUUUUCCAUUAUUUUAUUACUUAGUUCACACAAUAGUACUAGUUUGUGGCUAGAAUAUCUUCAUCACAACUCCCAGGCCUAAAUUUUUUCAUCGUUAGUCACGUUUAUAAAUUAGGCAUCAUAUGUUAGAAAUAAGUUCAGGGCUUUGGAUCAGUCUGAAUACUUUUUUCUCAAUAAAACAGUUGAAAAAAUGAA
Molecule: messenger RNA, 9694 nt
Organism: Penaeus vannamei (Pacific white shrimp)
Lineage: Eukaryota; Metazoa; Arthropoda; Malacostraca; Decapoda; Penaeidae
Product: NPC intracellular cholesterol transporter 1
Biological process (GO): cholesterol homeostasis; intestinal cholesterol absorption
Cellular component (GO): plasma membrane
Molecular function (GO): cholesterol binding
Source: RefSeq, a predicted model, not a curated record